CAUAGAGCUGACAGAAAAGUGUCACGUUUCAGCAGCAUCCAUACAAAGAGAGAGGCAUGUUCAGGAUGAGCCAGUGGAGCAGCCUAGCCCUGUUGCUCUAUGCACUCACCAGCAUUGAGGUGACCAUAGCCUUUCCAAACUCCUCUCCAGUAAUCAACGCAGGCUGGGGUAACCCAGACAGACUAAUGCACCUGUACACAGCUACAGAAUGGAACAGCUUCCACCUGCAAAUCAAUCAUGACGGGCAUGUUGAUGGAUCCCCACAUCAGACCAUUUACAGUAAGUAUGAAUAUUCAUCAGUUAAGAUUUAUGGGUCUAAUAUGGGGUGCCUAUGGGAGUUUAAUAAGUAGGGCUAGCAUACCACCCCCUAAAUAUGUUUUUAAAGGAUCCGCAUUGCAAUUUAUUUUAUAAACCAUGCUAAUUUAUAUUUUUUAUAUGCAUCAAUAGUUAAAAAUUAAAUGUGGUCAACCCUAACUAUGAGAAAUGUUUCGUAAUAUUCCCUUACAUAAAAACACAGCUAUGAAUACAUUUAAGUAGAGGUUUUAUCAAGCUCUUAAUUAAUGGUGUAAUGGUAUAUAUUUUGUAACCUUUAUAAUUUAACUGCACAUACGCCUAUAUAAAGUAUUAUAUGAGGAUUAUUUAUGUAUCAGGUAACCUAGAGAAUGCUGUACAAUAUUUAAACACACUGUGUAUUGAAUUUACAGAUUACAUUUUAUAGUACCCAUAUCACAGAUGUACAAUAUAUAUUAAAGAGUGUGAGGCCAGAUAUAAACAAAUUAAGCCAUCUAAACUUACUAAUAGAACUUUUACUUAACUUUUUUUUUAAGUUAAGUGUACCCUUUGCACAAAUUAAAUUGUUUAAAAUAUACUGAAUUGAUCAUCACUGCUUCUACUGGAAGGCUAUUCUGUGUAUCUACUGCUCUUUCAGUAAAGCAAUUUUUUCUCAUAUUAUCCACCAGUCUUCAAAACGUCCAGCUUUGACAUACAUGCCUUCAUUGGUUGUGUUAUAAUUGUGUUUCAAGUGGCACUUAAAAUGUAUUGACAUUGAAGUACAAGAUGUUAAAAGGAAUAACAGGAAUUGGAUUAUAUUUCAGUUCCCAUCCUUGAGCUAUGGAUGGUGGCAUUCUGCUUAAAAUUUGCUGCAUUUGGGUGUUGCUUUUAUUAAAACUAUUCAAUAAUCUAACAUUCUCAAACAUACUGUUUUGGUAUGUUCAUUAAAAGUCAAUGUUGUUUUUUUUGGACCGGUUAUGAAAGUGAAAAAAAAAUUAAUCAAUUCAAUUUUUGUUUUCAAAAGUACUUUAUGUAACACAAAUAAUUCCAGUGGCAAGGUGAUAGAAUCCCUGUAUUGUGAAUUGAGUGAUUAGAUGCCAAUUUACUUUUUUCCAUACACGUUCAAAGCCAGCUAUAAAAUGAAUGCAACUUAUACAUCUAUACCUCCUUAUAGUAAACCACUAAUGGCAUUGUAAGACGGCACAGUGCAAUUCGACUUUGGAAAUGUCAAUAAUAAUAGUAAAAUGAUUUUUAAUUAUAUAUAUAUUAUCAUGUGGGAUAUUUCACAAUUUGUGUAUUUUUUUUUUCAAUUGGAGGGGAUUCCAAGGGAGCAGCCCCUUACAGUGCAUGUAGUAGCAGCUACAAUUAUUUGUACUUUGAUCCAUAAUAGUUCAUUUGCAGUAGAAGUGUAAGCUCAAAAUACAGAGCAGUAGUAGGCAACAUUUGGCACUCUAGGUGUUGUGGACUACAUCUUCCAUAGUGCAAUUAUAGCCAUAAUGCUGGCAAAGCAUCAGGAGAAAUGCAGUCCAUCACAUCCGGGUGUCUAAAGUUGCCUUGUUAUAGAUGUUAAUUCCAUAUGAGCAAUCAUCUUCUCUCUUGUGAUUUGGCAAUGUAAAAAUCCUGAUCUGGGUUGCAUUUUAAAGGGAGCAAGUGCCUACUCUUGUACUUGGCAACGAUUUUUAUCCUUUUUGCAGUCUUAUAAUUGUGUGUCAUUGCUUGGGGGACAAGGUAUAUUAUACUGAGGUCUCCUGACCUUGGGAACACUGCGUGCAUUAUUGUUCCUUUCUAGUUACUGUUGUUGAGUACAAUUGGAAAUGUAUUUAGUAACAUUGGAUUCUGAAUUUUUAUUUUGUAGAAUAGGGAAACUAUUAAUUCAUGCACUUGAAUAAAGACUUUGUAAAUAACAACUUAAUUUAUUUUAUAUCUUUGCAGCUGCACUAAUGAUCAAAUCUGAGUCAGCAGGAAAGGUGGUCAUCACGGGCGUCAAGAGCGGACGUUACUUGUGCAUGGACCAUAAUGGAAAUGUUUUUGGUUCAGUAAGUAUUUUAUGAAUCAAUCACCACCUUAUAGAAGUGGACACAAGGUAGAUCCAAACUGUUCUACAAAAGCGGGGGAUAUACUUUUUACCCAACCCUGGUUUAGCUGUUGAAAAUCACACUAAUUGAAUGUUAGUACCAUGGACAGUUGCCAGCAAUAGACAAGUAUUUAAUCAGUAAUUCUUCAAACUUCCGUCACACAAACGUUUCUUUGAUGGAAUGCAAAUAUAUAUAUUGGAAUCCUCUUGCAGCAGUUGUUCUGAUCUCUACUGGCGUUUUUGUUACAAAAUAACUUUUUGAUAUUAUUGUAUUGGUUUAAAGUCCACAUAAGUUUCAUACUAAUCACCAAAUGUAUUUCUUAAAGGGUGACAGCAAUUUAACAAGUGUGUUUUUCUUGUCUCAUCCAGCAUUUCUUUAGCUAUGAUGACUGCGUAUUUAAACAUGAGACUCUGGAGAACAGGCAUGAUGUCUAUCACUCUCCUAAACACAACUUUCUGAUCAGCCUUAAAAGGCCAAAACAUGUCUUCCGUCCUGGUAUGGAUGUACCUCCUUACUCCCAGUUCCUGUCAAUGGAGAACCAGAUCCCUAUUACCAAAUUUAUCACUCCAGAACCCAUCAGAAGACAUACCAGGAGUGCUGAAGAUCCAGAAAAUAUUGUAAGGACUGUAAAGAAAAAUAUCAAUGCUUCACCACCAAAAAAUGUCCAAGAAGUCUUGUCUUCAGCUCCUCAGGAACCAAUCAGACGUAACCAUAAUGAAAAAGAAGAUCCAGAUGACCCUUUCCGCAUAAUUACUUUCAGAAAACAACACCCUCGCGAGUUUUUUUCCUAAAGAAUAAUGCCACGUAUGAUUCCACUUAAAGGGUUGCAAGUGUAACCUUUUAGAAUUCUGUUAGAUACUGUAGUUGACACAUAGGUGUUUAUGUAUAGAAAGUGUUGCAUUUGUUUUCACUUUUGCACUAGUUUUGUGCAUAUGCACAAUUUGUUAUGUAAAAAAAAGGAAAGGUGCACUUUUGUAAGUCUUUUUUAUACAUUGAAAGCGAAAAAUUUGUGAACAAAAAAAAAGCAACAGACCAAAUAUAAUGAAAGAAAGGUGCAAUAAGCAAUAUUUGGCCUAACAUAAGGGGAAAAAAAAUUGAAUUCGAAAAUGCAACACUUUUUCUGCAUAAUACCCACAGCGUCUUCAAAAAUUAAGAUUUACAGAAAUUAUAUACUCAUAAUUUUAUUCAAAAUAACACUCAUAGAACGAUCCAAACCUUUUCAGGGACUACAGCCCUAACUGUACAGUUGUCAAUAUACAGCCACUCACCAGGGUCUAUUUUGAUAUAUUUGUGUAUUUAGAGUAGCCCUGACCCACCGCACUGUCCUGUAAGGACCAGUGAAUGAUCUAUGCCUUUUUAAAUUGUCAAAUCAUUUCGAAACACUUUUGCAUGAUCAGGUUUAAAGUUAAAGCAAUUCUUGCUCAUCCAUGACCUCUUGCGUAAACGUAACAUGGUUUUUCUAAAGGCCUAAAUUUAGGAGACUCCUAAUUUUUUUUGUAAGCUAAUAUGAUUAUUUUGAAAUGUGCACUUCUUUGUGAAAGAGAAACCAGCG
Molecule: messenger RNA, 3897 nt
Organism: Pelobates cultripes (western spadefoot toad)
Lineage: Eukaryota; Metazoa; Chordata; Amphibia; Anura; Pelobatidae
Source: the annotation of a GenBank genome assembly